AUGGAAUCAAAAAAAUGCCUUACCCCUGAUGAUACAUUAGACUACAUCAUUAGUGCGGACUCCGAAAGUUCCUCUCAGAGGAAACCACGAAACAAUGCAGCCACCGGGGCUUCUGCUGCUGGCGUUCGAGCUCUUAGCGCGCAGUUGGUUGCAUUCUACUUCAGAGCGCCCAUAAAAGCUUUCUUCCGCACCAGAGUUGAUUAUAUGGCAUUUGCCAGAGCUGUCAAUCCUCAUUCAGCUGAAAGCCGAUGGUCUUUGCGUACCACAACACCGGGGUUACUUGUUCAUGCUGUUCGCACAUAUGGAUGGCGUUUUAUUCCAAACCAGAUCAUGCCUCCCCUUUUGGCAAAUGCUGGGGUUGGUGCUGUGUUGUAUACAUCAUACCUCCAAGUCCUUGGAGGCUUGUAUGAACCAGUGUCUCGUGGGGUGAAGCGUAUUUACCCGCCUGCUAGUCCAUUGUAUACAUUUACGGCUGGUUUUACAGCUGGAACCAUCCAGUCAGUCGUGGCUGCGCCUUUGGAUGCACUUCAGGUUCGUCUUCGUGCGAAUGACAUACUCGACGGCCAGUAUCGGAGUAUGUGGCAUUACGGUCAAUAUAAACUCAAACAAAUAGGCAUUCGUGGUAUCUUCGCUGGGUGGAGUCUGUCCUUUCUACGUGACGCUUUUGGGUAUGGCGUCUUUUUCUCGUUCUUCGAGUAUAUCAAAUCGCAGGCAUACUAUUCUUUUAUUACGGGAUACUACGGAUCAUUGGGCGUUCUGCACAUGGACGAGUUACCGUCUACUCAGUCCAGUGAUCGCGGUGUUCCGCUCAUCAAGCCCCACUAUACUCUGGAGCCAUGCUUCUUGAUGGUCGCAGGUGUUGCGGCAUCCGUAGCGCAACAAGCAAUACAGCACCCGCUGAGCCUCAUACAAAACCUCCACGUUGCGCGGCUAGAAUAUCUUGAUCGCCAGGCAAGUCUCCACCCUCCUAGGCGACAAAUGCUACGCCUCUAUUAUCUCGCUUAUCAGGAGACAUAUAAGCGAUGCAAAAAGAAGGCCACGCGAGCUGGUGGCUGGCGCCGGUGGUUGUUUCGCGGAUUUGUAAGAAACGCUAUUCGCCAAGUGCCUAGCACUAGCACUGGUCUGGUGAUCUUCGAAUUGGUGCGUCGUAAAUAUGCCAAUUUGGCAGAUGCGGUGUAUAUUCGGAAGGAUGGGGCUGGUGUCUCAGCCCAUCACAACCGUCAACAUUACUUCGACAUCUUCACCACGAACUUCCUCAAGACAUUCGAAUCUGCUAGUGAGAAGGGUAGCCGGCGUUCUUUAUCUGCACAAUCUGCCGAGUCUGAAGAUUCACUUUGGAUAGACACUGGUGACUUAGCUGAACAGCUGGCUGAUGAAGAAGAUCCUCUCCGGAUCCGCCUCAGAGAAUCUCUGGACCGUGAGAUAUCUAGCCCUAGUCGACUGGGGUCGAGGGCCCGAGCAAAACACCCGAAACGAGUGCAUUACCCAGACGAAAGCAACCUUAUCACUGGGCAAGCCGAAGCCGAGAAAGUAUCGAUAGAGAUACCCCGCCCUCCGCCUCGACGUAUCUCACGGAUCGAACGUCUUCUAGCUGUUAUAAUGUCUCCAAGCAACCGACAGACGGCACAGGUGCAUGGCUUAGUUGGGAAGCCACUGCUGUACUUCACUAGUGUUUUUGUAUCUUUAGGCGUCUUUCUCUUUGGUUAUGAUCAAGGUGUUAUGUCUGGUAUCAUCACUGGUUGGUAUUUCAAGGAUUACUUUAACCAGCCAUCGCGCGCUGCGAUUGGCACGGUUGUGGCAAUUCUCGAGGUUGGGGCCUUUAUAUCCUCAUUACUUGUUGGACGUAUUGGAGACUUGAUAGGUCGCCGGCGGACUAUUCUAUAUGGGUCAAUAGUCUUCUUCAUAGGUGGGGCAUUGCAGUCAUUCGCAAAUGGAUUGGCCAUGAUGAUGGUCGGCCGUAUCGUCGCUGGUUUAGGGGUUGGUGCAUUGUCAACAAUCGUACCUGUUUACCAGUCUGAAAUAUCGCCCCCUCACAAUCGAGGAAAGCUGGCUUGUAUUGAGUUCACCGGAAAUAUUUCCGGAUACGCCGCCAGCGUCUGGGUUGAUUACUUCUGUAGCUUCAUUGACAGUAACUACUCAUGGCGCUUACCGUUACUGUUCCAGUGUGUAAUGGGAGCUCUCCUUGGACUAGGAAGUCUCAUCAUAUGUGAAUCACCGAGAUGGCUGUUAGACAAUGAUUAUGACGAGGAGGGCAUGGUAGUCAUUGCUAAUCUCUACGGACAAGGCGAUUUACAUAAUGACAAGGCAAGGCAGGAGUACAGGGAAAUCAAAAUGGAUGUCCUUCUUCAGCGGCAAGAAGGUGAGAGAUCUUACACUGACAUGUUCAAGCGAUACCGCAAACGGGUCUUGAUAGCCAUGUCCGCUCAGGCGCUAGCCCAGCUAAAUGGUAUCAAUGUAAUCUCGUACUACGCUCCGCUUGUUUUUGAAUCAGCAGGGUGGGCGGGCCGCGAUGCUAUUUUGAUGACCGGUAUCAAUGCAAUUUCGUACCUCGCAUCCACAGUGCCUCCGUGGUACCUUGUUGACCGAUGGGGAAGGCGACCAAUCCUCCUUUCGGGAGCAGUGGCUAUGAUUAUCUCUCUUUCGUUGAUCUCGUACUUCAUUUUCAUCGAUGUUGCAGCAACUCCCACGCUCACUGUAAUUCUCGUUAUGAUCUAUAAUGCUGCAUUUGGCGCAUCUUGGGGACCUAUCCCAUGGCUAUAUCCGCCCGAGAUCCUACCAUUAAGCAUUCGCGCAAAAGGUGCCAGUCUUAGCACCGCUACAAACUGGGCUUUCAAUUGGCUCGUCGGAGAGGUCACACCUGUCCUUCAGGCCGUUAUCAAAUGGCGUCUCUACCUCGUACACGCCUUCUUUUGUGCGUGCAGCUUCGUCCUUGUUUACUUCUUGUAUCCGGAAACUAGUGGUGUCCGCCUUGAAGACAUGGAUACUCUGUUUGGGGACGCAACGACCGCCAUGCCAACACCCGCUUCGCAAGGGGAGCGUGGCUCUCUCAUGAGCGUUGGUUCUCCUGUGUCUGCGCUUGACAUUCGGCGGCAAUAUGGCCAAUUUGGACCAGAUAAUGCCAUACCUGGCUUAGAAAUUGAUCCUCCAAGCAUCAAUCCUGGUGAGAACGCUAAAGUGAUACGGCGUGGUUCUCAAGAAGGCAGUGGCGACCGCCGUGAGGGAUUCGGUGGUUGGAUCUCGAAUAUGGUCUCUCGUCAUAAGGGAUCAUCAGGGCAAGGACUACAAGCUAAUCAAUAUAGACGUCUUGGACAAGUCGACGCGGAAGAGUAG
Molecule: messenger RNA, 3330 nt
Organism: Aspergillus alliaceus
Lineage: Eukaryota; Fungi; Ascomycota; Eurotiomycetes; Eurotiales; Aspergillaceae
Exons: 11
Coding region: 1-3330 (1109 amino acids)
Biological process (GO): transmembrane transport; carbohydrate transport
Cellular component (GO): membrane
Molecular function (GO): carbohydrate:proton symporter activity
Source: RefSeq, a predicted model, not a curated record